Messenger RNA from Suillus clintonianus, 744 nucleotides. RefSeq lists its product as uncharacterized. The record is from RefSeq and is a predicted model, not a curated record. The coding region runs from base 15 to 455 and encodes 146 amino acids. NCBI's taxonomy places the organism in Eukaryota, Fungi, Basidiomycota, Agaricomycetes, Boletales, Suillaceae. The transcript is spliced from 3 exons.
GUCAAGUUUGCCAAAUGCUGGACCCUCACUCCCUCCAUGCUUUCAGGUUGUCGUUCGACUUCCUCCCAGGCAGCGACAUGUUCUUGAGAGCCCCACUGAUCAGAGAACGGCAGAAGCAAAAUUUAGCGAGUACUCCACGUCUCAUGACAUCUGGUCUGUAUCUUGUUUCAGUCAGGUCAUCGCUCCAGCAUGAUGACUUCGCACGUAACGUUCGCGCCCGGGGUCUUCAAGCAGGCGUUACUCAGGCGGCUCAUAUCUUUCCUGCCCUUACGAACAAUGGGAUUUCUGUCUCUGAGGAAGGGGAUCCGAAGACUUGUUAUGCCACAUCUGUAUGUGCCACGGUAGACGACUUCGCAGGUUGCAAGAUCGGUGAAGAACUUGACGUCCCUAACAUCCAUCGUCUCGAAAAUAUCUCGAUUUUGAGCAUGGGCCUGCACAGUGCACGAGUUGUUUGAUACCCUCGACGUUCGAAGAAACGGUGCGUCGACGGUCGCGCCAUUAAUAUAUGAUUGAUAAUUGAUGGCUGAUAUACCCGUGCAUCAUUACCAUUUGAAAUACAGUGGAAGAUAUACGGUUUUUGGCGCCCGACGGAUCGUCCGCGCCGACUCCGCGGAAGCUUUGGGCUAUGGUUUAUGAACAAACUUCAAGCCGGUCCAGUGUUUUGAAGGUCUUAUGUUCUAUGGAAGCGACCGGUUAUUCGCUCCAUAAUGGUUGUUUUUUGUAGCUGUAGAAUGUAGUUGGAAC